AUGUUUUUAGGGAGCGUCGAGACUCAUCAGUGUGCGUUCUUGGCAACAUGUCAUUCAUCCGGACUUCCUGAAGACCGAGGGUCUAGCCUGAACAUCUUCAAGGCCUAUCAGGCUGUGGCUCGUCAUCUCGAAGCAUAUCCAAAUGAUGCUUCCAGGUUCCCUAAUUACAACCCCGCAAAGCCUCCUCUGUUGCUGUGUGCUGCGGCUCGUCCUCUGGAAGGCGAAUUGCAUAGUGCCCAGUACUUCCACGGAAGAGAUGGCCUUGCCGGUAUAUCCGAGCGUCACCCGGACCUGAAUGUCGAUGAUGUCGAGUCGUUCAAUGGGCAGCAUAAAUGUGUCCAGCUGGAAGAAAUGACACCAGAUAAUUUUCCUGCCAUCGUCUCCGACUUACUUCGUCAACAUCCUCCGCGUUCGGUGACGUACAUAGCCCUGGGACCCCUAACCAAUCUUGCCCAUAUAACGAGGCAUGACCCUGCAGUCAUCAAUGAACGAAUCGGACGCGUCGUUUGCAUGGGUGGUGCAUUGGACGUGCCCGGAAACACCACGCCGUGCGCCGAGUUCAACUUUUACGCCGACCCUUUCGCUGUUAAACGCCUACUCCUGGACCCAGAAAACCCAUGCGCUCUACCGGUGGACCGCUUCAUCCUCCUCCCUCUUGAUAUAACCACGCCACAUGAACUCCGCUUCUCCUUGUACAAAUCCAAGGUGGAUCCAGAGUUCGAAAACACCGCUCAUCCAUCCCGACUAGCAAACGGGAAAUCCCCCCUAACCCAUUUCACGAGCGCGUUUCUGGAGAGAACGAGGGAAGUUAUGAUGGAGUUUGGGAAUGACGCUAUCGAACUCCAUGACAUCGUCGCCGUGUGGUGUGCCAUCGAGAAUCCACCGGGGGAAGCUGACCCUGAAGCAACGAAUCCCUGUUCUCUCGGUAUCGGAUGGAGGGCCAGGAAACGCAUCUUUGAUAUUGAGCGGUACGGUGAGCUUACGCGUGGAAUGCUGGUGGUUGACAGGCGUGUAGACGCUUCUGCCUAUGCCCCGGGAGCCAACCGCGCUCAAGUGCAGAAAGAGUUGGGAGAUCUUCAUUGCAGUGAAGGAUUAUGGGAGUCGACUGCUGUCCCUGCUCAAGUCGACGUCGAGGAGGCCCCCGCUGUCACUGGGGAGCAGCAGGGGUGGUCCGUCAUCAGGGGAGUUGCUCGCCUGCAAAUUGUGGGUUCCAACAUCUUCCUCUGA
Messenger RNA from Coprinopsis cinerea okayama7#130, 1227 nucleotides. RefSeq names its product hydrolase. The transcript is spliced from 6 exons. Gene Ontology annotation, biological process: purine nucleoside catabolic process. Gene Ontology annotation, cellular component: cytosol. Lineage: Eukaryota; Fungi; Basidiomycota; Agaricomycetes; Agaricales; Psathyrellaceae. Bases 1 to 1227 code for a protein of 408 amino acids. The record is from RefSeq and is a predicted model, not a curated record. Gene Ontology annotation, molecular function: purine nucleosidase activity.